Molecule: messenger RNA, 924 nt
Organism: Cylicocyclus nassatus
Lineage: Eukaryota; Metazoa; Nematoda; Chromadorea; Rhabditida; Strongylidae
Source: the annotation of a GenBank genome assembly
AAGAGCUAGAAAAUAGCGCAGUUGUGGGCUACCUAUCAGCUAUGCACUGGUUGUUCCUCAUAUCCCUGGUCCUUCUCGCGGAUGCCGCUAAGAACAGGUAUAAUCUGAAAGGAUGCUACCGUAGAACGGGACGAGUCUACGAGGAUAAGCUUCAACGUCGAAUUUACGAACACCACGCAUACGAUUUUGAUGCAUUGCCAUUGGCUUGGGAUUGGCGUAAUGUCGAUGGAGUCAACUACGCCUCGGUUGAUAGGAAUCAACAUAUUCCACAGUACUGCGGAUCUUGCUGGGCAAUGGGAGCCACAUCAGCUCUUGCCGAUCGCAUCAAUAUCAAACGAAAAAAUAAGUGGCCAUCUGCAUAUCUCUCCGUGCAGGAAGUGAUUGACUGCGCUGGUGCUGGAACCUGUGUGGCUGGAGGAGAACCAGGGGAUGGAACUUGCAAUCCUUAUAAUCGAUGUGGAUCUUGCUGGCCAGGAGAUUGCUUCUCUAUAAACAACUACACACUUUAUAAAGUGAGAGAGUACGGAACUGUCAGAGGCAUAGACAAGAUGAAAGCUGAAAUCUACCAUCAUGGUCCGAUCGCCUGUGGAAUUGCUGCGACAAAGGCUUUCGAGAACUACGCUGGAGGAAUUUAUAAGGAAGCCACCGAUGACGACAUCGACCACAUAAUUUCUGUCCACGGUUGGGGUGUCGACCAUGACAGUGGGGUUGAAUACUGGAUUGGGCGAAACUCGUGGGGUACCCCAUGGGGUGAGAAUGGAUGGUUCCGAGUAGUCACAUCUACUUACAAAGACGCUGGUAGCAAGUUUAAUCUCAAGAUCGAAGAAGACUGCGUCUGGGCAGACCCGAUUGUUGAUAAUUUGUGAUUCAUAGAUCAAAGGGAAACAUCAUUUUCUUGUCAAUACUGGGUACAACACAUGAAUA